AUGAAGCUGCGAUCACCUGCAAUUCGCUUCCCAUACACCCUAAGCAACUUGACUAAAUCAGUCAACCACUGCUUAUACCGCGCUAUAACGACCCAUAACUACCUUUCUCAGUACCCAGAAAAUUAUCUUGCUUCCUGUAGCUGCAAAAGCCAAAGCUUCACUGUCAAUGGUCAAGAAGGAGAUAUUAUUGAUUUAGACGUUUUACCUCGACUACAGAAACAUGGGUUUUUCAUAAACACCUUCCUACUAAACAAAGUUGUAUCCACAUGCGCGAAAACCGCGUCUUUAUCAGCCGGCUUUCAGAUCCAUUCCCAGAUUAUCAGGCUGGGUUUUGGCUCAAACGUGCAUGUCAACACUUCUCUCGUUGAUAUGUAUGGGAAAUUUGGGACCGUUUCGUUAGCUCAGAAGCUGUUUGAUGAAAUGCCUGAAAAGAAUGCUGUCACUUGGAAUGCGUUGAUUUCUGGUUAUGUGGAUGCCAGCUGCUCUGAAAUUGCCCUGGGAGUGUUUGUGAAUAUGUUGAGGGAGGGUGUUGAUCCGACACCGUUUAGUGUUUCAACUGUUCUGGUAGGGUAUAUGCAGCUUGAAGCAUUUGAACUUGGGGCUCAGUUGCAUGCUCUAUCUGUGAAAGCUGGGUUCAAUUCUCAGGUUGCGGUAGGGACUGGUUUGAUUGAUAUUUAUUCGAGAUGUUUGAAUAUCGAGGCUUCGAGGAGAGUGUUUGAUGAAAUGCCUCAUAAGAAUGUUACUACUUGGACUUCAAUGGUUACUGGAUAUGCUUGGAAUCAAUGCAAGUUUGAUGCUAUGAUUUUGGUGAAAAGCAUGUUGUUCAUAGGGAUUAAACCAAACUGCAAAACUUAUACUAGUUUACUCAGCUCGUUUUGUUGCCCACAUGACUUGGUUCACUGCAAGCAAAUACACAGUCUGAACCAACUCACAUGGAACGUUGCUAUUUCUGGGUUUUCUAAUUUGGGAGCUGUGGAUAAAGCUUUGAUAAACUUUGGUAAAAUGAGGCAGGCAGGUUUUGCUGGCGACUGUUUCACAUUUACGAGCAUUUUGAAAGCAGUUGGGGUUGUUUCAGGUCUUGAAGAGGGGCAGCAGACCCAUUGUUUAUCUUUAAAAACGGGGUGUGACUCACGUGUUCAUGUUCAAAAUGGGCUUCUUUCCAUGUAUUCCCGAUGUGGAAAGCUCGAAGAUGCAGAGAGAAUUUUCUCAGCAAUGGGGAGACGGGAUUUAAUCUCGUGGAAUUCACUCCUCACAUGCUAUGCUUAUCAUGGCUCUGGCAGGGAAGUCAUUACAUUGUUUGAACAAAUGAAGAGUAGCGGUAUUAGACCCGACUCAACCACAUUCCUUGUUGUGAUUUCCGCUUGUAGACAUGCUGGAUUAAUUUAUGAGGGACUCGAGUUCUUCGAUAUGAUGAUCACUGAAGAUUCUUUGCCUCCGCCUAAGGUAGAACAUUACGCUUGCAUUGUCGAUCUCUACUGCCGGGCUGGUCUUCUACAUGAAGCAGAGGGCUUUAUUAAGCAAAUGCCAAUGGAACCAGACCCCUCAGUGCUCAAAGCUUUACUGAGUGCCUGUCGAGUCCAUGACAACAAGGAAAUUACCCUACGCUGUGCUCGAAAGCUCGUUGAACUUUGCCCCAAUGAUGUUGCAACUUAUGUUCUGCUAGGGAAUGUACUAGCAACAGGAGGGAAUUGGAAUGACGCGGAAUUAGUGCGCAAGGACUCGUGUGAUAGAGGGAUGAAAAAGCAUCCUGGUUGUAGCUGGAUAUGA
This is a messenger RNA of Ipomoea triloba (trilobed morning glory), 1767 nucleotides long. Its product is annotated as putative pentatricopeptide repeat-containing protein At1g56570. Gene Ontology annotation, biological process: RNA modification. The coding region runs from base 1 to 1767 and encodes 588 amino acids. Lineage: Eukaryota; Viridiplantae; Streptophyta; Magnoliopsida; Solanales; Convolvulaceae. The transcript is spliced from 2 exons. The record is from RefSeq and is a predicted model, not a curated record. Gene Ontology annotation, molecular function: RNA binding; protein binding.